Protopolystoma xenopodis is the source of this 282-nucleotide messenger RNA. The record is from the annotation of a GenBank genome assembly. NCBI's taxonomy places the organism in Eukaryota, Metazoa, Platyhelminthes, Monogenea, Polystomatidea, Polystomatidae.
AUGAAGUCUGGAAAGUUUUGCCAUAGUGGAAUAUUAUGUCUGGCAUUAUCCAAUCACCAUGUUCCAGCCGGUAACUGGGCGGCAGACAGUCGAGGUCCGGGGAUGGGAGCCAAAAUGAGUGCGGCCAAGCCAGGAAAGUUCAUACCUCCUGAUCCUGAACUGCCCGAUAUUCCUCCGCCACCUCGAUUCAUUGUGCUGGCCUGCUGCAGCCUUACAGUCCUUGAAUUUUGGGUCUGUUUGAUGAUUGGACAAUUUUGGUACUCCCAAGUUGGUCUCAGCUGA